Messenger RNA from Lathyrus sativus (Indian pea), 567 nucleotides. Lineage: Eukaryota; Viridiplantae; Streptophyta; Magnoliopsida; Fabales; Fabaceae. The record is from the annotation of a GenBank genome assembly.
AUGUUUUCCAAAACAGAACAGCAACAAAGAAAGCAAAAGGGAGAAUGGUUAUCAGAAAGUUUCAAACCAGAGAAUUUCAUUCCAGGUUUUGUUAUAGGUUUUAUUUGUGGCAUGUUGAUUGAUUUAACAAAGCCAACUAGAAAUCACUUAUCCAAAAAAAUUUUCUCAUCUAACAAGCUUCAACACCAACUCUCACUCUCAAGUAAUGCUGAUCAAGAACUUAAAAUGGUUCUGGUUGUUAGGCAAGACCUAAAGAUGAGAUCCGGAAAGAUUGCGUCUCAAUGUGCUCAUGCUGCGACUGGCAUGUAUGCUGAGUUAACACAAAGCAACCGGUCUCUUUUAAGACAUUGGGAACAGUGCGGCCAGCCCAAAAUUGUUGUUACUUGCAAGAACCAACAAGAAAUGAAUAAGCUAAAGGAAACAGCUGAGAGUGUUGGCCUUCCUACUUUUGUUGUCGCGGAUGCUGGACGAACACAGGUUUCGGCAGGAUCAAAGACUGUUCUUGCUGUUGGACCUGGGCCAAAAGCAAUUGUGGAUUCGGUGACCGGAAGGUUGGCUCUGUUAUGA